Molecule: messenger RNA, 1647 nt
Organism: Penicillium alfredii
Lineage: Eukaryota; Fungi; Ascomycota; Eurotiomycetes; Eurotiales; Aspergillaceae
Product: MFS transporter
Exons: 1
Coding region: 1-1647 (548 amino acids)
Biological process (GO): transmembrane transport
Molecular function (GO): transmembrane transporter activity
Source: RefSeq, a predicted model, not a curated record
AUGCAGAGCUUCCUCCAAUAUCGCCAGCUCCGUCGGGACCUGGAACGAACCAUUCACCCCGGUGAUCUUCAUACUACAGCAGAGAAUGUGGGCCCAGAACCGAAUGAUAGAGUCAUAAGUCAUCUCGAUGAUGGGAAACACGAGAAGCCGAUUGUGCUGCAUACGGGCCAAAGUGUGGUGAUACCAGGCGUUAGUGUCCGACAAGUGCCCAGCAUCUCCGACAAACCCGUCUUCAUCGUCGGCUUCGAAGGGCCUGAUGAUCAAUUCAACCCGCGAAAUUGGUCCUUGGGACACAAAUGGAAGACUCUGGCAAUCGUGGGAACCACGGGUUUUCUGGUGGGAUGGGUGUCUGCCAUCGACUCGGCCGUAAUCAAGCAAGGCCAAGAAGCAUUUGGGGUCAGCAAGGUUGCUGAAUCUCUCGCCACGAGCCUCUACCUCAUCGCAUUUGGCUUUGGAUCUCUCAUUGCUGGCCCAUUCUCCGAGACUGUUGGUCGGAAUCCCGUCUAUCUGGUGACCCUGUCACUGCUCAUGGUCUUCAUAAUGGCAUCCGGCCUAGCACCGAACUUCGGCGCCCAGCUAGCCUUUCGAUUUGUCGCGGGCUUGUUCGGUUGCACACCAUUGACGACCUUUGGCGGUAGUAUGGCAGAUAUCUUUGACCUGCUCGACCGCACCUAUGCGUUUCCCGUAUGCUGCACACUGUCAUUCAUUGGCCCGUUUCUUUCACCCAUGAUCGGUGCCUUUAUCGGCCAAAGCACUGCCAUCAGCUGGCGCUGGUCGGAAUGGGCCUCCCUGAUUCUGGCCGGGUUAAUCACCAUGGCCAUUUUUUUCUUCGUGCCCGAAACCUACGCGCCGGUACUUCUGCAAUGGAAAGCCCGCCAUCUGCGAGCCAUCACCGGCGAUCAACGCUUCCUGGCCGAAGCAGAGCUGCACCAAACCAAGCUACACACCCAACUCCUGUCAAGCUGCGUGCGACCCUUCCAGCUAUUCUUCGGCGAGCUCAUGGUGGCUCUGUUCACUCUGUAUCUGGUGGUAGUAUACAUCGUCCUAUUCGGGUUCCUCACAGGCUACGACUUCAUCUUCGGCGAGACGUACGGCUUCUCUCAGGGAUCCGUAGGUCUCACCUUUAUCGGCAUGAACAUCGGGUUCCUAAUCGCCUUCGCCCUCAUCCCACACAUCUACACAGCCUACAGGCGACGUCUGAAGACUGCGCUCACCACCGGCGACGACGACGGUCACCCGCCCGCCGAAGAGCGGCUGUGGUUCGCCAUGUACGCGGCGCCGUGGUUCCCAAUCUCGCUGCUCUGGAUGGGCUGGACCUGCUACCCCGGCGUGUCGUAUUGGUCGCCGCUGAUCGGGUCCGUGGCGUUUGGGUUCUCGGUCCAGGGCAUUUUCAUUUCGAGCUAUGCGUAUCUGAUUGACACAUAUGAGCGCUUUGCUGCUAGUGCCCUGGUCAGCGCGACUUUCAUGCGCUAUAUCGCUGCCGGCGCGAUGGUGGUCGUUUCGAUUCCCAUGUAUACGGAUCUCGGCGUGCAUUGGUCCUUGACGCUGUUGGGGUUUUUGGCACUGCUGAUGACGCCGGUACCGUAUGUCUUUUAUAAGUUUGGACAUGUGUUUCGAGCGCGCAGUAAGGCUGUUGCGGCGAGAUAG